CAUUCACUAGAGCAGGGGUGUUACUACCGCACGUGGAUCCGGAAACGCUGAUCAGACCUCGUCAAUCGUGGUGUUUCCUGAACGCAGACGGGUGGCAUGUGAUGCAGAGCAGCACAGGAAACCUAAACGUCGUCUCUCGCUUUUGUUGCUUACAAGUGGAUGAAGCGUGUUUUUAAAAUUAUUUUAGAUCUGUUUGCUGUUUUUAUUUUAACCAAAUUAAGUUUGGAUAUCAGGAGAACAGGAGAGAAGCAACGUAAUGUUCCAGGGCUGCACGCCGCUGGCAUCAUCUCAGCUCUUCAAGGAGUUCAUGGGAAACAACGCUGACGGAAGGAGCUGAUGGGAAAGGACAGCAGAGGAGCUUUUUCCAGGAGUCAUGCAUGUGGAGUCAGGAGUGAUGACAGCCCAGUCUGAAGCUGAGUGAACCUGCUUUUCAGCUGCUUGAGCUGAGCACACGUGAAGAACCUUCUAUUUGUGGAAUCUGGUGGAUGUUUGGGGAGGCACCAGAAGUGAGGAGGCUCAGCAGCUGGCAGGCUGCAGCUAUGGACGUUGAGAGGUUUCCUCCGUCCUCAUCCGUGACCUCACCACUUGUUUCACCAUGCCAGACGACCCCGCCGCCUCCGUCCUCUAUAUUGUCCUGGAGCUGUUGAUAGCCGUGUUCUCUGUGCUGGGCAAUGUAUUGGUCUGCUGGGCUGUUUGCCUCAACAGUAAUCUGCAGAGCAUCACCAACUUCUUUGUGGUGUCGCUGGCUGUGGCGGACAUUGCCGUGGGCGUCUUAGCCAUUCCCUUUGCCAUCGUCAUCAGCACCGGCUUCUGCUCCAACUUCUAUGGCUGCCUAUUUAUUGCAUGCUUUGUGCUGGUUCUCACACAGAGCUCCAUCUUCAGCUUGCUGGCCAUUGCUAUAGACCGCUACAUCGCAAUCAAGAUACCACUGAGGUAUAACAGUUUGGUGACAGGCCAGCGAGCUCGAGGCAUCAUUGCCAUCUGCUGGGCUCUUUCCAUCAUCAUCGGUCUGACCCCCAUGAUGGGCUGGCACAAAAUGUCAAAAAGCAUUGAGAACACCAACAACACCUGCCCGCCCGGCCUGAUGAAGUGCCUGUUUGAAGCUGUGGUGGACAUGAAGUAUAUGGUGUACUUCAACUUUUUUGCCUGUGUUUUAAUCCCUCUACUAAUGAUGCUGGCCAUCUACCUGUGCAUCUUCAUGGCAGCACGCCAUCAGCUGAAGCUGAUUGAAGUGAAAGCAGUUCAUGGAGAGAAAUCACGCUCCACUUUGCAAAAAGAAGUCCAGGCUGCAAAGUCUCUGGCCAUCAUUGUUGGCCUGUUUGUCGUCUGCUGGCUGCCUCUACACAUCAUCAACUGCUUCACCCUCUUCUGUCCUCAGUGCCCUCGUCCUCCCCUCUGGAUUAUGUACGUAGCCAUCAUCCUCUCUCACGCUAACUCUGUGGUCAACCCCUUCAUUUACGCAUACCGCAUCCGGGAAUUUCGGCAAACCUUCCGUAAGAUUAUCCGGCGGCACAUUUUGGGCCAGCAACACACAUUAGAGAGCAGCAGUAGUGAGCGUAACUCUGUUCACAGCAGCAUCAGAGACUCCAUCAGACUCAAGGCAAAUGGACUCAGCAUUGACCUUUUCACUGAGCAAAACACCUGCAGCAGCAGCAGCAGCAGUAAACACUCCUACUGCUGCCCUACUCACAUCUCUCCUGUCGGGGGUGGUCUGAUGGUGGUAUCUCACACCCCUUUGUCAGUUGUCAUCUCCCACUGUCCCCACAUUGGGCUGUGAACACUGCAAGCCCUAAAACAGACUGAAAUCCCACAGGCCCAUCAUUUACGGUGUGAAGAGCAAGAGCUGGACUGUGCUGGAGCAGAGAGCCUUGAAGAAAAGUGCAAAGAGAACCUCAACUCAGCCCAGGUCUCAGCUCUGCUCAACAAGCCCAACAGAAAGAGCAGUUUUUGUGAACUGGAGAGGGCGUCCUGACACGUGCAGGAUGGAUCACUGUAAUGCAGAAGCUCUGCAGUCAACUUGCAGCUCAGGAUUGGGUUUUGAGAAAAAACAUGGAGCUAUGACAUAAUUAACAUCUACUUACCAUAAAAAAAAGACAAAAACUAUAUGCACUAUUUAAAAACAGUAAUUGCUUUUAUUUAAGCCAAAGUGUAAAAGCACUUUUUGUGCCCAAGAGGGUUCAAACUGAUGCAUAACCACAUGUCCGAGUGUGGUUUGACUGAGCAGCACACUUCUGUCUUCACACACUGAAAAAAAGCUGGAUUAAUUUCAGCAAACACAGUCACUCUAUACGUUUGUUUUGCCUUUACAAAUAGUUAAUUAUCAAUAAAAAUGCCAAUGAAGACUGGAUGUUAAGGAUUUUUCACUCUUAAACAUUUAAGAGAGAACAAAAGCAGCAGUUUGCUUUUCAUAAUCUGUUUAAUAACAGUUUGUGCAAAUGUUGUUUUCAGUUUUUCAGAUGGGACAUAAACUCUCAGUAAUGUCACCUUUUACCACGACAAUGAAGAAGGAAGUUCAUGUGUAGUUCACAUUUUCUGGCUAAAAUGACAAGCUUUUACUUUUAUUUUGCACCUGAUUCUUUCGGUAGGCCACAUGUGUUUUCCAGUUGGACAGAAAAACUGGGACAAUGUGAAUUGGUUUGUACCAGAAACAGCUUAAUACAUUCAUGUUUUGAAAGCAAAGCCUUGGAAUUUGGUACUGAAAUACAAAAAUGUAAGCUUGUAUUUGUCUGCGCAGUAUGACAGCAAAGCUUUAUUAAAAUGCUUUUUAUUUAAGUUAAACUUGUGUAAAUGUUGAAACAAUUUGAUUGAUGGGAAAUAAUUUAAUGAGAAUUGUGAAUAAUUUGAACUAUGAAAAAUCUAAUUGACAUCUAACCACCUUGUUGUUUCUCUUGAUAAUUUGUUGCCGUGCAGCUACUGUCCUCACAAGCAGGCAGGCACAAAGUCAUGUCUGUAAAUAAAUCCUUUACAACGCAUAUCUUCAUUUUCCAGUUGUCUACAAAAUUAUCUAAAUCAUCAUUUAGUAAAGAGCAGCUCCAGAUUGAGUUUAACUUGGCAGGGACUUGGUUCAGACUGCAUCAGGUCUUUUAACUUCGUAGAACUGAGUCAGAUAUCUGUCUGGCUUGUUCUGGAAAUGGUUAGUUAAGCUGUCAAACUAUUUCUGGAGUUUUUUAUUCUCAAUGAUUUUAUCACAACUCCAAUGUGUGUUCGGGUUACUGGGCUCAGAAAAGAUCUCUUUUUCAAGCGGGUCUUCAGUUCUUAUUGAAAGAUCCAUGCCUCCUGAGU
Molecule: messenger RNA, 3282 nt
Organism: Melanotaenia boesemani (Boeseman's rainbowfish)
Lineage: Eukaryota; Metazoa; Chordata; Actinopteri; Atheriniformes; Melanotaeniidae
Gene: adora2aa
Product: adenosine A2a receptor a
Exons: 3
Coding region: 596-1777 (393 amino acids)
Biological process (GO): adenylate cyclase-activating G protein-coupled receptor signaling pathway; G protein-coupled adenosine receptor signaling pathway
Cellular component (GO): membrane
Molecular function (GO): G protein-coupled adenosine receptor activity
Source: RefSeq, a predicted model, not a curated record